AUGGAUAACUAUAAACAACUUGUUUUUGUAGCAAAGCCGAAAUGGACAGUGAUUCUGACAGCCACAGCAUGCGGUGCAAGUGCCUUGGUCCUUUUGCUGAAAUGGUUUGGACACCAACAGUCGUGGAGGAAAAUUCAGAAAGCAAAAGUGCGAAGAGAAAAGUCGCUGCAACGAGCAGAGCAUGCUGUCUGUCAGUUCAACGAGUCGCACCCUGAGACAGACACCUCUCUCAUCCUCUCACUGUCCCUGGCUGAGCUGUCCAAACAACUGAAGGAUGGAACACUAACUCCACAAGCUGUGUUCCACUCAUACAUGGAAAAGACCUUGGAGGUGAAUAGGAGACUGAACUGUUGCACUGAGGUCCUGCUGGAAAGUUGGGAUCAGCUGGAGGAUAUUGACUCUCACAAGGAUGGUCUCCUUUAUGGGGUCCCUGUCAGUAUCAAGGAAAAUAUUGGAUACAAGGGUCAUGACUCUACGUGUGGCGUAAUCUGUAAAUUGGACCUGCCCGCCACAGGGGACAGUGUGCUAGUUGAAGUGUUGAAGAGACAAGGCGCCAUUCCCUUCGUCAAGACCAACGUGCCCCAAGGCCUGCUAAACUUUGACUGUGGUAACCCUAUCUAUGGGCUGACUCUGAACCCCCACAACCCCCAGAAGACGUCAGGGGGCUCGUCGGGCGGGGAAGGGGCGCUGAUCGGAGGAGGGGGCUCGGUUCUGGGCAUAGGGUCCGACAUCGGGGGCAGCAUCCGCAUCCCAUCAUCCUUCUGUGGGAUCUGUGGCUUCAAGCCCACGGCCAACAGGCUGAGUUCGCGAGGUGCUAGCUCCUGUGUCCGGGGCCAAAAGUCAGUGCUGUCGUCCCUUGGGCCCAUGGCAAGAGACGUCGACAGCCUGGCUCUCUGUAUGCAUGCUCUGCUCUGUGACCACAUGUUCAUCCUGGACCCCACGGUACCACCCAUCCCAUUCAACCAACAGGUAUACCAGAGCUCCAAGCCCCUGAGGAUUGGUUACUAUGAGAACGACGGCUAUGCCAUGCCCUCUCCAAGCAUGGGCCGAGCCCUGAGGGAGACCAAGGCAUUGCUGGAGAAAGCAGGGCACACGUUGGUUUCCUUCAUACCCCCAAGGCUGACCUAUGCCAUUCAUGAGCUGGUUAUCAGGGGUCAUUUCGGCGACGGAUGUACUACCUUGCUUAGCAACCUGAAAGGGGAUCCUGUCGACCCGUGUCUCAGGGUUCAGAUUAUCCCCUACAAUCUGCCUCGCACUGUGAAGAAAAUCCUCUCCAUUCUCCUCAAGCCUAUAUUUCCCCGCAUCGCUGCCUCUCUGGAUAGCCUGCGUGGAUUUGGCUCUGUGCAAGACCUGUGGAGACAUCACGUGGAUGUGGAAGACUACAUGCAUGAGGUGAUUGCAGAGUGGAGGAGGUGUGAGCUGGACGUGCUGCUGUGUCCCAUGGUUGAUCCAGCCUACAUCCAUAACUACCCUGGCGAGCUCACCAGUACACUCACCUACACCAUUAUCUACAAUCUCCUUAAUUUCCCUGCUGGGGUGGUUCCUGUCUCCACGGUUACAGCAGAGGAUGAGGAAGAACUCAGGCACUACAAGGGAAACUAUGGGGACAUCUGGGACAAGCUCUACAAAAAGGCAGUGACUGGUGGAGUGGGGCUUCCUGUGGCCGUCCAGUGUGUGGCCCUGCCCUGGCAGGAUGAGCUCUGUCUGCGAUUCAUGAGAGAGGUCGAGAUGCUGGUCAGAGAGGAUAAGACAUGAGAGGUCGACGGAGAGAGAGAGAAUGGUAACGGGGACCUGUUUGAUCAAGCAGUUAAAACUUUUAUGUACAUAAAUGUUACUGAGUUUUAGAAGUAGUAAAAAUUCAAUAUAACAUUGUUCUUGUGAUGCGAGGUAACUUGAGGAGGCCCCCUGGCCCAGGUAAUCCUAAAUGUCUAAGAAAGCAGAUUGGUGUGAAGACCGAUCCAAGUGCACUGAGAAACACUGAGGGUUGUUCUUGGCUGCUAUCAGCGCACCAGACCUUUCAAUAGGAAUUCAUCAGUAAUUUAAGUACAUGGGAAGUAAUAUUUUCU
Molecule: messenger RNA, 2066 nt
Organism: Salvelinus namaycush (lake trout)
Lineage: Eukaryota; Metazoa; Chordata; Actinopteri; Salmoniformes; Salmonidae
Product: fatty-acid amide hydrolase 1-like
Exons: 15
Coding region: 1-1755 (584 amino acids)
Biological process (GO): fatty acid catabolic process
Molecular function (GO): fatty acid amide hydrolase activity; amidase activity
Source: RefSeq, a predicted model, not a curated record